AACCCUUCCAGCUCUCACCUAGAGUUACUAUCGUGCGGACCCAUGACUAACCCUGCCAGGAAAUCCUUUCAGGUCUGGUAACCCACUCUUUGACCCAGGCCCAGGCAAUACCCAGUGAAUAACCGCUGGCGCCCCAAGCCCACUCACACCGACGUCAGGAAGCCGUUCCCGAGAAAGGCGCGACGUGCGGGGGUGGGGGGAUGUCUUCCCGGCCCCACCCUUGAAAGUUGCAGGGAGUGGCACCCAAAGAACUUUCCCAGAUUGUUCUCUGUCACCGCUCAGGGAGGUCCGCUCCAGCCCCGCUGAGCCAAUCUGCCCCGCCUGCCAAGCCCCUCCUUCCCUGCACCUUUAAUGGUUGGGAGCAGAGAGCCGCGGCUGGGGUUCACUUCUCAAGAAGUCGCACCGGUUUUUCGAGCUCCGCUCUGCGCCUGGAGAGCCACAGCAGCGGGAGCGGGCGCCGCCGGACCUAUCAUCCUCUGCCCUUCCCACCCUUCACAGAAAGGAUCUGCUACAAGACUGAAUGUGUUCACUGCUUCGAGGACCAGGGACCACGGUGGGAUUUGCUGUGCUGCCAUCUGCAAACUGUAGGUUGGGUGUUUCCUGGUGCUAGAUCAUAAGUGUGAUUUGCAUCUGCUGAAGGUGGGAUAGUAACAUCUUUGGGGGAAAGAAAAUUGGCUUCCUUUCCUGAAAGCGGUGAAUGUACAGCAGAUGGUUGCCCAGCAGGAAUAGUAGUCCGAUGGAGACCCUCUAUGUUUUGUACUAGGAAACAGAAUCAGUUGUAAGAGUCCAUGUUGAUCUUGGCAGUAGAAUGAUUAAAAAAAGUUGAGUUUCCACAAAGAACAAGAACUUUACCAUCUCCUUUUUGAUCUGAAGACCGGAGGACAAUGGAUAUCAUAGAGACAGCAAAACUUGAGGAACAUAUGGAAAACCAAACCAACGAUCCUGCAAACACUUACACAAGACCUGCUGAACCUGUUGAAGAAGAGAACAAAAAUGGCAAUGGUAAACCUAAGAGUUUAUCCAAUGGGUUGCGAAAGGGCACCAAAAAGUACCCGGACUAUAUCCAAAUUGCUAUGCCCACGGAAUCGAGGAACAAAUUUCCCCUAGAGUGGUGGAAAACGGGCAUUGCCUUCGUGUACGCUCUUUUCAACCUUGUCCUGACAACCGUCAUGAUCACGGUUGUGCAUGAGAGGGUCCCUCCCAAGGAGCUCAGCCCUCCACUCCCAGACAAGUUUUUUGAUUACAUAGAUCGGGUGAAAUGGGCAUUUUCUGUAUCAGAAAUAAAUGGAAUUAUAUUAGUUGGAUUAUGGAUCACCCAGUGGCUAUUUCUGAGAUACAAGUCAAUAGUAGGGCGCAGAUUCUUUUUUAUCAUUGGAACUUUGUACCUGUAUCGCUGUAUCACGAUGUACGUUACUACUCUCCCUGUGCCUGGAAUGCAUUUCCAGUGUGCUCCAAAGCUCAACGGAGACUCUCAGGCAAAAGUACAACGGAUUCUACGGUUGAUUUCUGGUGGCGGAUUGUCCAUAACUGGGUCGCACAUCCUGUGUGGAGACUUCCUCUUCAGCGGUCACACAGUUGUGCUGACACUUACUUAUUUGUUCAUCAAAGAAUAUUCGCCUCGUCACUUCUGGUGGUAUCAUUUAAUCUGCUGGCUGCUGAGUGCUGCUGGAAUCAUCUGCAUUCUUGUAGCACACGAACACUAUACUGUCGAUGUGAUCGUUGCUUAUUAUAUCACAACACGGCUCUUUUGGUGGUACCAUUCCAUGGCCAAUGAAAAGAACUUGAAGGUCUCUUCACAGACUAAUUUCUUGUCUCGAGCAUGGUGGUUCCCCAUCUUUUAUUUUUUUGAGAAAAACGUACAAGGCUCAAUUCCUUGCUGCUUCUCCUGGCCACUGUCCUGGCCUCCUGGCUGCUUUAAAUCGUCUUGCAAGAAGUAUUCCCGGGUUCAGAAGAGUGGUGAAGAUAAUGAAAAAUCUACCUGAGGAGCAAAACAAAGGCAUCAGCUCUUAGACCAAAAGAGUUAUCGCUGUAACCAAAGGUAUAGUUUUGUUUUUGUUUUUAUUUUAGGAGAACUGAUUGCUAAAUGAAGCAGACCAAAUUUUGUGCAAAUGAUUAGAAAGAUGAACGAAGUAUUACCCUUUGACUGGUUUUUUAUUCAUCCUGAGAAAGUUAUAUUCUCCUGCAGCUCUUCAUUCAUUGGUCACAAGCCCGCAAACUGGGAUUUUACUAAUGAGCUUGUUAAAGAGGUGCCAGAGAACAUACUACUCCUUCCCUCAUUCUUUCUCCACUAAAGCUCUCUACUUCAGAGUGAUGUUUUCAGGAAUCUUUUUCCCGCCAAGGUCAAAAGAACUUGUUAAUGUUUUAAAUAAAAGUCUGAUAUAUAUGGCCACUGUGUAAAUAGAAUCACCUAACGUUGAGAGUGAUUUUUAGCAUUAGGUUUAUCAGCGAGGGGGAGAUCCAUGGGUUGUGAGUGAACUUUGGGUGAACUUUGUUUCUGCUCUGUCAAGGGGAAGGUCAGGGUCAGGUCUGGGAAUAUGCACUGCUGCUACCACCCAAUGUACUAUAUCACUUUCACUUUUUAAAAAACCUGAUGAUUUUAUAACUUAAAA
This is a messenger RNA of Kogia breviceps (pygmy sperm whale), 2609 nucleotides long. The record is from RefSeq and is a predicted model, not a curated record. Lineage: Eukaryota; Metazoa; Chordata; Mammalia; Artiodactyla; Physeteridae.